GGCGUUCUCCUUAUUUGUUUAGAUUUACAGUAAUCAAAAUAUUUGAGGAAAAUACCGCUACUAAUCCAAAGAAAUCGACCGUGGAUGAGAGGGUUGAUAAGUUGGAAGCUACAAUGCAAACUAUGGCUGCUACUCUUUAGACUAUUAGCCUUACUUUGUUUACUUUGACUACUGGUUUGGUUCCUUCACCUACAUCCUUAGUGCCCACAACACUAGCUCCACCCAUCCAUAUUCCAUCAUCUACCAUCACACCAGGUAAUUGUGCUAAGGAUCCCAUCAUCACACAAUUGCAAUUCCACCUAUUUAUGAGAAUCAGCCUUUAAUGGGGGAGUCAUCUUCACAUGUGCCACAAAUACCAUCUCUGUCAGUUGAAACUCCACGCCUGCCACUUGAGAUGAAUGACCCAACCUUACCCACAACCACACCUUUUGCCCUUAACAUACCACCUUCGAUGGGACAAGUACCAACUAUUCAACCUACUCCUUCGGUUGAGAUAUUGAGGCCUGCUUUGGAGGAUGGGAAGUCAAAGGAGGUCGAUCACAAGUUGCAACAGUUGGAAGAGGAAUCCGAAAAAAAUUUCAAGUUCAAGCAGCCAGAUUUUGACAAGUAUGAUGGUUCAAGGUAUCCUUAUGCCCACUUGCAGAUGUAUGCUAGGAAGAUAGCACCUUAUGCCAAUGAUGAAAGGGUCCAGACUGGCAAGCUUGAAACGAUAGCCAUGCAGUAUUUGAGCAAUGCAGAAAAGGCUAAGGUUUAUGCAGAACUCUUGAUCAGAUUUCAAGUCAAAACAACUGCAGCUUCUGAGCUGAGCGACUCCCUCCGUGAUUCCAGCCUUCUUUAGAGGAUUCAACUGGCUAUUGAGCAUUUGGGGUUUACUUGUAGCAUUGGUUCAUGUGGGGUUGAUGGCGUAUGACAGGCCGAGUCUACCUAUUGGUGGUGCCUCAACAAGCUCCUGGGAAAGUUUUGGGGGCAUGAUUCUGCUUUUUUUUGGAGUAUAUAUAUAUAUAUAUAUAUAUAUUUGGUCUGAGACAUAUGAGUAUAUGAAAUAGGUAUUUUACUUGCAUAUAAAUUUGUACUACAUAU
Molecule: messenger RNA, 1080 nt
Organism: Rubroshorea leprosula
Lineage: Eukaryota; Viridiplantae; Streptophyta; Magnoliopsida; Malvales; Dipterocarpaceae
Source: the annotation of a GenBank genome assembly